Messenger RNA from Trypanosoma theileri, 1485 nucleotides. RefSeq names its product kinesin. The transcript has a single exon. NCBI's taxonomy places the organism in Eukaryota, Euglenozoa, Kinetoplastea, Trypanosomatida, Trypanosomatidae. The record is from RefSeq and is a predicted model, not a curated record. Gene Ontology annotation, molecular function: microtubule motor activity; ATP binding; microtubule binding. Gene Ontology annotation, biological process: mitotic spindle organization; microtubule-based movement. Bases 1 to 1485 code for a protein of 494 amino acids.
AUGGAGCAGAUGGGUGUUGUGCUGCGCGUGAGGCCUCUUCUUCCAGCUGAGAGAGAAAGAGGCGAAAAGGAGAGUAUAACUGUUCUUCCAGGGGGGACAAGGGUACGCAUUAUCACUCAUUUGAGCCGCAGCACUCAGAAUCAGGUAUACCAUUUUGAUAUGGAUUGUUGUCUGGGUCCAGAAGUAGACCAGAAGGGAGUUUUUCGCUCAGCAGCCAUUGCAGACAUGUGUAAUGCUGCAUUUGAAGGAAGAGCUGCUACAGUCAUGUGUUUUGGUCAAACUGGUAGUGGUAAGACUUACACCAUGAGCGGCCGCGCGGAGGAGGAGAACGGUAUUGUGACAGAGGAUGGCAUUCAGUUCGCUGCUGUGCGUUAUAUUGUUGAGUUGCGUGAUCAACUCAUGAAUAUGAAUAAGAAUGCAUCGAAAACUGUCAAACUAAGAGCUUCGUACAUGGAGUUAUUUAACGAACGCAUAAAUGACCUACUGAGCGGCAAUGAAGGACUUAAGUGUCGUUGGUCUAGGGAUGCCAAUAGUUUUUUUGUUGAAGAUCUCAUGGUUGUAGAAUGCUUAAAUAUAGAUGACCUUCUUUUAGUUCUCCGAGAAGGACAAAUGAGGCGAAAACGGGCUGAACACCUCCUGAAUGCUGAUAGUAGUCGCUCACAUGUACUUUUUACUACAUAUAUAGAGGUAGUAGAAGGUGAUCAUCCAGCUCGUCACGGGAAAAUAACUUUCGUUGAUCUCGCUGGAUCAGAGCGGUUGCGAGAUACAGGCAAUCAAGGGGAUGACAGUAAGUCUAUCAACCGCUCUCUUUUUGCCCUGGGAAAUGUCAUUGAGAAGUUAUCCAAGGCUCGAUCACCAAACCAAAGAAAUCACAUUCCCUACCGCUCGAGUGUGCUGACACAGCUGCUGAUGGAUAGUCUUGAUGGGGGCUGUCGCACACUCUUGGUGGCGUGCGUAACUCCCUCUUCAAGAUUUGUAGAGGAAUCAAUGCGCACGAUUAAUUUUGCUCAGCGCACGCGAAAUAUUAGAUCUCAACCUGUAGAACGUGUUGACGCAACACAGCAGGAGCUCUAUAACUUGAAAACGGAGAUUCGUAGGCUCCAGGCGGAGAACGCACUAUUGCGGCGCGCUUUAGAUCUACCAGAAUCAGGAUCUGUGGACUUGAAUAUGCUGCAAAAGAACAACCGACCACAACUGAAAACGUCGGUGCUUCCAUUGCCUACAGAUGCAUCACCUGUGAGAGCUCUUUCAUCCGGGGAACAAAACAGAGUGCAGCAACUUUCGAAACCUGAAAGUAUAUCACGAGGGUCUUGUAACAGCGAACCUGCGCCACGUCUCACUGCGUUGGACAUUCUCGAUCAGUUACCCAGUUCAUCUGGUCUUGUGGCCCGACAACGUCCGCUGCCGUUAGAAAAACCAGCAGUGCUUCCCUCUGGUCUUGGAUUCCACGUAGUGUCUAAGAAAAACAAAUUGUUUGGUUUGUGA